Diaporthe batatas is the source of this 1500-nucleotide messenger RNA. RefSeq lists its product as uncharacterized. The transcript has 7 exons. Gene Ontology annotation, cellular component: membrane. The record is from RefSeq and is a predicted model, not a curated record. Gene Ontology annotation, biological process: transmembrane transport. Bases 1 to 1500 code for a protein of 499 amino acids. Gene Ontology annotation, molecular function: transmembrane transporter activity. NCBI's taxonomy places the organism in Eukaryota, Fungi, Ascomycota, Sordariomycetes, Diaporthales, Diaporthaceae.
AUGACGGCCGACGAUCGUGCUCCAGCGUACGGCACAGCCCCUGACAGCGAGAAAGAUGGAAUCACAGGUGGUAACCAUGUUGAACGUGUUGAGACGCUUGACCAUGACAUCUCCCUGGCCAAGGUGGAAGCGGACGCCAAGCUGGAUGAGUUUGGCGCUCGCAGCAAGACGAACCCAGCAGAGAUUGCCCUUGUGAAGAAGCUCGACCGCACCAUCUUGCCUCAACUCUGGAUCAUGUACUUUUUCAACUUCCUCGAUCGCAAUGCCCUGGUCAAUGCCAAACUCAAUACUUUGGACGAGGACCUGGGUCUCAAAGGCACACAGUACAACACUUUGAUCUCUAUUCUGUUUGUGGGCUACAUCGCAGGACAGAUUCCAUCGAACAUGAUUUUGAAUCGAGUCAGGCCUUCGUGGUACAUGGGCGGCUUCUGCAUGGCCUGGUCAAUAACGUGCCUCCUCACCUUCUUGGCGAAAGAUUUUGGAAGCAUGCUGGCGUGUCGCUUCAUGCUCGGUGUGACUGAAGCUCCCUUCUACCCGGGCGCUCUCUUCCUCUUAUCGCUUUUCUACACCAAGAAGGAAAUUGCAACUAGAAUGGCCAUCUUCUACACUGGCAACAUGAUUGCCUCGAGCUUCGCCGGCCUUGUAGCUGCCGGUGUAUUUGCUGGACUCGACGGUAAACAUGGCCUUGCUGGGUGGCGAUGGCUCUUCAUUAUCCAGGGUGCCUUGUCGAUCGGUGUCGCGGCUGCAUCCUUCUUCCUGCUCCCGGACCAUCCUCUGCAGACUCGCUGGCUCAGCGAGGCUGAAAGGCAGCUUGCCCACAGGCGCAUCGCCGCGGACACCACGCAGCGCGAGGAAGCAACCAGUGUGUGGGUCGGUCUCCGUCAGGCCCUGGCUGACUGGCGCACCUGGGUAUUCUGCCUGAUGUACAACACGCACAUCUCCUCUGUCAGCUUCCAGAGCUUCCUGCCGACCGUGGUCCGCACCCUCGGGUACAACACCACGACCACGCUCGCCCUUACCUGCCCACCAUAUCUCCUGGCUGCAGCCAUGGCGGUCUUCAUGUCUUACACGUCUGGGCGCUACAACGAGCGUACAUGGCACAUAACCAUCUGCAAAUGCAUCAUUAUUGUGGGGUUCAUCAUCCCCGCCGUGACAACAAACACCGCCGCCCGCUUCGUCGCUAUAUUCAUCUUCGUCACGUUCUCCUUCGGCAUCAACAACAUCAUGCUCGGCUGGACCAGUGUGACCCUGGGCCAGACGCCCGAGAAGAAAGCAGUCGCGCUCGCCCUCUGUAACUCGCUCGGUAACAUGUCGAGCAUCUACACGCCGUACCUGUGGCCUAGCUCGGAUAACCCGAGGUUCUUGAAGGCGUGGAUGGCGAGCAUCUCGUUCUCGGCGGUGGCGGUGAUGGCGGUGUGGGUCAUGAGACUCAGCCUGCAGCACAAGAACAGGAAGCUGAGGCAGACGGCCCCGGAGACCACAGUGUUCUAUGUUUAUUAG